GAAAAGAUGGUUAGUAGAAGCUGGGACAGUGGACUCUGCAAUAUUGGACUCCAUACUCCCACUAGCACUCUACACGGAGCCCAUCCUGGGUAUAUAGGUCUAGGGAGCCCAGGGUUUGGUCCCCUUGGAGCCCCUGGAUAUGGGACCCUAGGACAUCAAGGAUACAGUACCCUAGGGCACGGAACUGUUGGAUCUUAUAAAAAAGUUUAUUGGAACUCAGAGCCAAACAAGGAGAAGACUGAGAUGAGCAACGGAGGGGUAGACGGGGGGCGAGGAGGGGUAGAGGUCGGCCACCAACAAGUGGUCAACCACUCCCCUAAGUCCUGCGCCCUCCUGUCCCCCGGCUCAGUACCCCUGCCCGGGCUGACUGGUCAUAACGGGGUGAGCGUGACCGUGAGUAACGGUAACGGAUACAACGGAACCAGAACUCUAUAUUCCCCUGACUCAGACACGCCUCCAACUCCCAUCCCGCCCCCUGCACACUCCCGCCCACACUCCCUCAACUCUAUAAAGACUGCUGGUAAGUCUGGUAAACGAACUAGAUGGUUAUUAUGUUAUCAUAUGGGUGGAGGGGGUCCAGAGGACUCCCCUUCACCUCCAUCAGAUAAUGGAGAAUCCCAGUGCUCCACUCCUUCUCCAACAGAUCACGGUUUCAAACUUCCAAAUUCUUUCUCUAAUGAACGGCCGACUAGUCUUCCUGUAGCUCUGCUGACGUGUGCUGGAGGGCCUGGGGGCGUGCCUAAUGGCUCCGCCCUACACCCUGGUGGUGAGUCCCUGGCAUGGUUGAGUUAAAUCCUGUUCUACCCUUUUUAUGUUUGCACGAUUUUUUAAGUUUAUUUUGCUUAAUUAGAGGGGACUG
This is a messenger RNA of Eurytemora carolleeae, 859 nucleotides long. RefSeq lists its product as uncharacterized. The record is from RefSeq and is a predicted model, not a curated record. Lineage: Eukaryota; Metazoa; Arthropoda; Copepoda; Calanoida; Temoridae.